UUCUUCCCGAAAAAAGCAACGAACAAAACGUGAGAGAGAGAGAGAGAGAGCAAUGAACACUUGUCGAAUAGUUCUCCAACGCAGGUUCCUUCCCGUGAGCAACUCCAAGAAGGAAAAAUUUGACAGAUUCAUACCGAACAGAUCAGCCAUGGAUUUCGACUAUGCUCACUUGGCUCUUAUGGAAGAAGAAGAAGAAGAGGUCAGUUCAUCCAGAAAAGCUUAUAGAAAGCAAUUGGCUGAGACUAUGGGUCUUAACCGAACUCGAAUCCUCGCAUUCACCAACAAACCACCUUCUACUUCUUCUCUUCAGCAUCAGCAUCAGCAUCAGCAUCAGCCUCCUAGACGCAUUCCUCAGCGUCCCGAGAGAACUUUGGAUGCUCCUGGCCUUGUGGAUGACUUCUAUCUCAACGUUCUCGACUGGAGCAGUGCUAAUGUCCUAGCCGUUGCCUUGGCCAACUCUGUUUGUCUCUGGGAUGCUUCCACUGGCUCCGUGACUACGCUUGUCACGUAUGGUGAAGAUCAAGGACCUGUCACAAGUCUAAACUGGGCACAUGAUGGUAUCAACCUUGGAGUUGGGCUCAACAAUGGUCAAGUUCACAUUUGGGACUGUGUAACCAAGACUCUACUGAGAACAUUGCAAGGCUUCCACCACACACGAGUUGGGUCCUUGGCCUGGAACAGUCAUAUAUUGACAACCGGGGGAAUGGACGGACGUAUCUUCAACAACGAUGUGCGGUUCAUGUCAUACCCUGUGUCUACUUACAAGGGUCACACUCAAGAGGUCUGUGGGCUCAAGUGGUCAGGAUCUGGUCAGCAACUAGCUAGCGGCGGAAACGACCGUCUAGUACAUAUAUGGGAUCGUUCUACUUGUACGCAGUGGCUGCACAGGCUCAGGGGGCAUACAUCUGCAGUUAAGGCUCUCGCUUGGUGUCCUUUCCAAAGCGAUUUGCUUGCAUCUGGCGGUGGUGCAGAAGAUAGGAAGAUCAAGUUCUGGAACACUCGCACAGGGGCUUGCUUGAAUUCGCUUGACACUGCUUCCCAAGUUUCUUCUCUCUUAUGGAGCAACAAUCAAAGAGAGCUGCUUUGCUCACAUGGGUCUCAGCUCACACUGUGGAAGUACCCAUCGAUGGUGAAAAUGGCUGAGCUCUCUGGUCAUACGUCAAGAGUUCUAUCUAUGACCCAGAGUCCAGAUGGUUGUACUGUAGUUUCAGCUGCAGGAGACGAGAAUCUGUGCUUUUGGAAUGUUUUUGGACUACCUGACACCACCGCCAAAAAAACUGUUCCAAAAGCAGCUCAUGAGCCGUUUUCUCAUGUCGCUCGUAUUCGUUGAAAACUCAACUACCCGAGGUUCCUUCU
Messenger RNA from Brassica oleracea var. oleracea, 1356 nucleotides. RefSeq names its product cell division cycle 20.2, cofactor of APC complex-like. The transcript is spliced from 2 exons. The coding region runs from base 53 to 1330 and encodes 425 amino acids. The record is from RefSeq and is a predicted model, not a curated record. Gene Ontology annotation, cellular component: anaphase-promoting complex. Gene Ontology annotation, biological process: anaphase-promoting complex-dependent catabolic process; positive regulation of anaphase-promoting complex-dependent catabolic process; positive regulation of ubiquitin protein ligase activity. Gene Ontology annotation, molecular function: anaphase-promoting complex binding; ubiquitin ligase activator activity; protein binding. Lineage: Eukaryota; Viridiplantae; Streptophyta; Magnoliopsida; Brassicales; Brassicaceae.